Messenger RNA from Girardinichthys multiradiatus, 1430 nucleotides. RefSeq names its product probable serine/threonine-protein kinase DDB_G0278845. Bases 85 to 513 code for a protein of 142 amino acids. NCBI's taxonomy places the organism in Eukaryota, Metazoa, Chordata, Actinopteri, Cyprinodontiformes, Goodeidae. The record is from RefSeq and is a predicted model, not a curated record. The transcript has 4 exons.
CAGAUCUGGAUCAGAUGGAGAGUGUCUGGAGCUCGUUUCAGAUCCCAGCUGUGGACUGAACCAGGAUCUGCUCUGAUCUGAUCUAUGUCCCUGAUGAUGCUGGGAGUUUUCCUCCUGAUCUUCUGUCCUUUAUCUCAGAUCAUCUGGGGGGCGUGUCCACAUGUUGUCAUGGAGACAACCUACAGGUGUGGUCCUUUCUUCUUGUUACCUCCUCCUCCUCUUCCUCCUCCCCCGCCUCCUCCUCGCCCACCCAGAGAGCUGACAGUUCGGCCUUUAGAUGCUCCAGAUGUGAGCCUUCAGUUCCCGGGGCUCCGGAACAUCUUCCUUACGAUUUCCACAUCCGCUGUGAUCCUCUUAAUGGCCUUCAACGUCUGCUAUAAAGUGCUGAGAAGAGAACGUGACCGAACCAGAGAGAAUGCACCAAACAAUGGAGGGAACCACAACAACAACAACAACAAUGCUGGGUCCUGCAGAACUAAGGAAUCAGCAUCAUCUCCUGGUUUCCUGUUUUAACAAACCUGGACCAUCAGCUCACUGUGUCUCAGCCAAGUUUACCGACAUCUGAACAUCUUCACGCCAAUCAGAGGACCCCCAUCAUGCAUCAGGAGCCGCACAUUUUUACCAACCUGAACAAAUAUUAUUGAUGUUCUUUAGAAGUUUGAGAAACAUUAUGUCUAAAAAAAAGUCCCAGAUCUGUUACCAUGGUAACAGAACCAGAUAGCAUGUGAUGCGGAGGUUACCAUGGUGACAGAAACAUAAACUUUGGUUUACUUCCUGUUUUGCCCAGUUGAUCUCACCUGACUCUCUGUGGAGAGCAUGUUCCAGCUGGGAUGUUGGAGAGUUUCCAUUCCUAUGGAUUUCUUUGCCACAUGCUUUCUCUGGUUGUCCAAAUUCAGAUUCUCCUGGUUCUGACCCAUUCCCAACAGAACAAAUGACUCUUGCUGCAGGAAGUUUUUCUAUGCAGAGAGAUGAGUUUAGGAGAUUCAGGAGAGCCUUUCCUCUGUAGCUGCAUGUUUGUGGACAGUGCUCUGCUGUUCCAUACAUUCACCUCACUUCUUCGUGUUUGGUUCUGAAGGGUCCAUUUAAUUAAAGCCUCUUGUGGUCAGAAAAAUGUUGUUUAAAAUGACUCUUCUGCUCUGACAGAAGAGGAACAUUACAUUGAGAUUUAUUUUUUAGUCCUGUGAAGCUUUGAAGGUUUUGUUGAUGAAACAGAUGCUGCUCCAGAGAUGAUGCAAAAUCUCAUGGAUUAAAGUUAGCAGUUUAUCUCACUUCCUCCUAAACUUCUUUCACAGUUGGAGCUACAUAAAAUGAUGUGUUCAAGUCUCUGAUUUCUUUCUGUUUGUCUAGAACAGGAAACAAAACCUCCAGAUUGUUUAAACUAAUGUUGUUUUUUUCUGAAAUCACCUUUAGGUCCUUCACUCUAAACCACA